GGGGAGAGGAAGAGUGGUAGGGGGAGGGAGAGAGAGAGGAAGAGUUUCCAAACUUGUCUCCAGUGACAGGAGACAUUUACGCUCCACAAGAUAAAACUGCCACUUAGAGCCCAGGAGAGCUAAACCUUCCUGGCUUGGCCUAGGGGCUCGAGCAGAGUCAUGGGCUCUCUGGGCCUGACACUGUGCGCUCUUUUCUGCCUGGCAGCUCACUUGGUUUCUGGGAGCCCCAUCAUGAGCCUAGAGCAGUCUCCUCUGGAAGAAGAUAUGCCCCUUUUUGAUGAUGUUUUCUCAGAGCAAGAUGGUGUCGACUUUAACACACUGCUCCAGAGCAUGAAGGAUGAGUUUCUCAAGACACUAAACCUCUCUGACAUCCCCACGCAGGAUUCAGCCAAGGUGGACCCACCAGAGUACAUGUUGGAACUCUACAACAAAUUUGCAACAGAUCGGACCUCCAUGCCCUCUGCCAACAUCAUUAGGAGUUUCAAGAAUGAAGAUCUGUUUUCCCAGCCAGUCAGUUUUAACGGACUCCGAAAAUACCCCCUCCUCUUCAAUGUGUCCAUUCCUCACCAUGAAGAGGUCAUCAUGGCUGAACUUAGGCUGUACACACUGGUGCAAAGGGAUCGUAUGAUAUACGAUGGAGUAGACCGGAAAAUUACCAUUUUUGAAGUGCUGGAGAGCAAAGGGGAUAAUGAGGGAGAAAGAAACAUGCUGGUCUUGGUGUCAGGGGAGAUCUAUGGAACCAACAGUGAGUGGGAGACUUUUGAUGUCACAGAUGCCAUCAGACAUUGGCAAAAGUCAGGCUCGUCCACCCACCAGCUGGAGGUUCACAUUGAGAGCAAACACGAUGAAGCUGAGGAUGCCAGCAGUGGACGACUGGAAAUAGACACCAGUGCCCAGAAUAAGCAUAACCCUUUGCUCAUAGUGUUUUCUGAUGACCAAAGCAGUGACAAGGAGAGGAAGGAGGAACUAAAUGAAAUGAUUUCCCAUGAGCAACUUCCAGAGCUAGACAACUUGGGCCUGGAUGGCUUUUCCGGUGGACCUGGGGAAGAGGCUUUGUUGCAGAUGAGAUCAAACAUCAUCUACGACUCCACUGCCCGAAUCAGAAGGAACGCCAAAGGAAACUACUGUAAGAGGACCCCGCUCUACAUCGACUUCAAGGAGAUUGGGUGGGACUCCUGGAUCAUUGCUCCGCCUGGAUACGAAGCCUAUGAAUGUCGUGGUGUUUGUAACUAUCCCCUGGCAGAACAUCUCACACCCACAAAGCAUGCAAUUAUCCAGGCCUUGGUCCACCUCAAGAAUUCCCAGAAAGCUUCCAAAGCCUGCUGUGUGCCCACAAAGCUAGAGCCCAUCUCCAUCCUCUAUUUAGACAAAGGCGUCGUCACCUACAAGUUUAAAUACGAAGGCAUGGCCGUCUCCGAAUGUGGCUGUAGAUAGAAGAAGAGUCCUGUGGCUUAUUUAAUAACUGUAAAUGUGUAUAUUUGGUGUUCCUAUUUAAUGAGAUUAUUUAAUAAGGGUGUACAGUAAUAGAGGCUUGCUGCCUUCAGGAAAUGGACAGGUCGGUUUGUUGUAGGAAAUGCAUAUUUUCCUCUCCAGUUAAGUCCCUUUCAAUCUGUUUUCUCUUUGGACUUGCCAUUUCCUGGCAAUGCCACCUCCAUGUUGAUUUGAAAACAACUCCUAGGCAAAAUACAGUGUCAAAAGACACAUACUUGUGUAUGUAUAUUUGUACAUACAUGAACUUACAGAAAUCUUUUGGUUCUAUGCAGGCAGAUUAUACUCAUCUACAUGCAUGAUUCACUCAAAAGUGUGCAUAUUAAAGGCCAAUGGUAUGUUCUCUGUUACCUCUUCUCUGAGUAAGAUUUAAGUCAAGAUAAUUUGCAUCAGGGUUUUAAUCAUCCUAGGAAGUAUUACAAUUCCUAAAUACUCUGGAAAUGUAAGUGUAACGUUUGUCAGUUGAGUUUCUGUGGUUGCUCAGAGAGGCGGGGACUGGCAAAGGAUGCUUGAAAGGAAGGGUUAAUUGAUACAGAAACCAAAUGGACUCAAGAGGUCUUAGAGGUACAACAGGAAAAACUGAACCCAUGGGGGACCAGUGUGCUCCAGAGGGCAGCUCCUGGUCAAGGCAGGAAAACAGAAGAAACCAGCAUGAAUCUGUUCCUGAGACAAUAGGAAAGCAAGGCCAUGAGUACUGGCUGUUGCUGCUGCUGCGGAGAGUAGAGGGGUCGGGAGGGCACUUGAAGGGGAGAAAGGGAGAAAGGGAAAAGGAUAUUCAUGCUAUCCUCAGAGGCUAUCCUCAGAUGUGUCUGUAAAAUCAUAAGCGAUUCUAUUUAAAGAAUUAAAUCUUUUGGACAAAAUAGAAGUAUCAAAGACUAACAGGAGGAAAAUCAGAAGGGAUCUGUCUGUUAGAAGUAAGGAUGUUAAUAUCUUUCUUCACCUGUUAAUGCUGUUCCCUUGUCUCCACACCCCUGCUUUCCUCUGCUCCAUCUUCUUUCUUCCCUCUUUCUUCUUUGCUCUAGUGCCUCACGCCUUCCUCCCAUCCCUGUGUUCCUGCUCUUCCCUGGCCUUCAUGACGCAUGCUGUGAACUGGAAAGGGACACCUAAGUGCCUUUGUUCUCAGGGUGAAAGGAGUUAGUGUUCUAAUUUCUAAAUCUUGCCCUGAUAUUUAAUUUGAUUUUAUUUUAAUACUAUCCUUUAUCAAAUGUUGAAUACUUAGGUAUAAGAAAAAAGAAAACCAGAAUAAGUAAGUAUAAGAAAAA
This is a messenger RNA of Cercocebus atys (sooty mangabey), 2750 nucleotides long. It is a transcript of the gene BMP10, whose product is annotated as bone morphogenetic protein 10. Gene Ontology annotation, cellular component: extracellular region. The transcript has 2 exons. Gene Ontology annotation, biological process: SMAD protein signal transduction; BMP signaling pathway. Bases 160 to 1434 code for a protein of 424 amino acids. The record is from RefSeq and is a predicted model, not a curated record. Lineage: Eukaryota; Metazoa; Chordata; Mammalia; Primates; Cercopithecidae. Gene Ontology annotation, molecular function: growth factor activity; cytokine activity.